GCAAGGGACCAAACUCAUAGCCUCGCCGAUUGCGCAUAGAGAUUUCCAGAAGCCAGUUGAACGGGACCGUCGGAUUACUCAACCCUUGCCGAUCCGAACCUCCCCUGUAGCCCAAUGAUGUCAUAUCACCGUCGGCGAUAUUGAUGGUGGCGGGACUACGGAUUGGAGCCUCGUCGUCGCCUACGCAGCCGCAAGCAGUUUUUGCUGGAAGAAAAGCGAUGGCGUGAGAGGGAAUCGCCGUCGAAAGCUUUACUCUUCAUCCCCGUGGAUUGGUGAGAAGGGAGCUGCCCCUUUAAUUCUUUCCUCUUGCUCCUAGCUCUGUCUUGCUCACUCUCCCAUCGGCCGCCGUCGAGGAGUUUCUUUUCCGUCACUUUCACUAGUGGUGAAGUAUAGUGCAGCGACUAGCCAUAUUUGAGUCAAAUCUGCAACUUUUUAUCAGGGAAGGGAGCUUAUUGUUCUUGUCAAAUGGAGGAGCAAUUCAUACUUCGCGUUCCACCAUCAAUAGCUGAACGCAUAGAGCGCUUGUUGAAUGAAAACCCAUCCACUUCUGAAGAUGGUUGCUUGGAUCUGUCCUUCACAGAUGAUGGAAGGACUGGUACUUUUGCCAUUGGCAAUGAGACGUUUCCUGCCUCUCUCUUGGAUCUUCCAGGCGUUGUGGAGUCUUAUAAAACUUAUGAUGAUACAGUACUAAUCAAAACUGCUGAUAUUGGUCAGAUAAUCAUGGUGAGGGAAGAAGGUGAACCUUCUCCUGAAGGAAUAGAAUACAGGCAUGGUCUUACUCCUCCAAUGAGGGAUGCUCGUAGAAGACGGUUCCGUAGAGAACCAGAUGUCAAUCCAGAGCUGGUACAACGGGUUGAGAAAGAUCUUCUGAACAUUAUGUCUGGUGGGACAGUUGACAGAUCACAAGCAGAUGAUGCAAAUGUUGAGCGCAGGAAAACAGCUCAGGUUCCUGCGGUAAAACCAGAUGUUGUUCCUACUGAAACUGUGGGAGGAGGAGGACCAGAAAGGAGUGAUUCUGAUGAUUCAAUGGAAAAUGAGAAUUAGGCUUUGUUUGGGACGAGUUUCUUUCUGCUUCUUAAAGCAGCUUUUUAGUACAAAUUUUUUUUUUAUUUUUGUAUUAGAAAGAUGAUUUAUGAAGCAUUAAAAAAGCUGUCCCAAACGAAGCCUUAGGAAGCGAGCCUUUUCUGACGGUUGAUAUGGAUGUUGUGCGUGUAGACCAUGUAAUCUGCUUCCAUUUAUUGCUGGAUAUCAAAAGCAGCAGAAGUUAAACCCCCCCUUACAGGUUUGCACUGAACAAAGCCUGAAUUGUUUUCACAUCUAUAUUAUCAUCGGAUUUCAGUUAAGUUUAUAUUUGAACAACAUUUCAAUGAAUGAUUUAUUUCAGUGCCAUGGGCUGUAUAUGCCGCAUUGUUAUUUCAAUCGAAUGAAUAUGUUUCAAAACCCUA
Messenger RNA from Dendrobium catenatum, 1445 nucleotides. Its product is annotated as transcription initiation factor TFIID subunit 7. The transcript has 7 exons. Gene Ontology annotation, molecular function: RNA polymerase II general transcription initiation factor activity. Bases 466 to 1044 code for a protein of 192 amino acids. Gene Ontology annotation, cellular component: transcription factor TFIID complex. The record is from RefSeq and is a predicted model, not a curated record. Gene Ontology annotation, biological process: RNA polymerase II preinitiation complex assembly; transcription initiation at RNA polymerase II promoter. Lineage: Eukaryota; Viridiplantae; Streptophyta; Magnoliopsida; Asparagales; Orchidaceae.